Myxocyprinus asiaticus (Chinese sucker) is the source of this 2586-nucleotide messenger RNA. It is a transcript of the gene slain1b, whose product is annotated as SLAIN motif family, member 1b. The transcript has 7 exons. NCBI's taxonomy places the organism in Eukaryota, Metazoa, Chordata, Actinopteri, Cypriniformes, Catostomidae. The coding region runs from base 280 to 1641 and encodes 453 amino acids. The record is from RefSeq and is a predicted model, not a curated record. Gene Ontology annotation, biological process: positive regulation of microtubule polymerization; cytoplasmic microtubule organization; microtubule nucleation. Gene Ontology annotation, cellular component: microtubule plus-end.
AUCUGUGUGUGUGUGUCUCUGUGUGUGUGUGUCUGUGUGUGUAGUGUGUGUGUCUCUCUGUGUGUGUGUGUGUCUGUAGUGUGUGUGUGUGUGUGUGUGUGUGUGUGUCUCGCGCUUCGCGUCGCUCAUUGGUGGAGAAUCUCUCGUGCAGUAGCGGCAGUCUCGCGCGCGCUCAGCACAACGCGCCGCUGCGAUCACAGAGGGAGGCCGGCGGUAAUCAGUCUCACGCGCUGCUCCUUUCUGUCACCCGUCUGUGAUUUUUUCCGGUGUUCGGUGCGGAUGGAUGCGGCGGUGCUGCAGCCGCAGGACGCGCGCGCGGAGGUGCAGAUGCUCCAAGAGCUCGUGCGGAAACUCGAGCGACAGAACGAGCAGCUACGGACGCGCGUGAAUAUCGCGCCGCUCGCGAGUUCCUGCUGCAUCCCGAGUCCAGCACCGAGUCUCGCGUGUCAGUAUGAGCCGUUCCGGUAUUUCCAGCCUUCAGUCACCGAUGAUGAAGAUGAUGAAGAGGCGUGUGAGCCGCGCGCGCUGCUGGAUGAGCUGGAGAUUCUGGACCUGGAAAAGAUCUUCCCGAACAUCAGCGAGUCUGAGGAGACCUGGCUCUAUGUGUCUCGCCGGUCUUGCAUGUGGUCCGGUGCGGGUCAGUCUGCUCUUCAGUGGUGUCGACAGGUUCUGGAUCAGCAGCGUUCAGACAGACACGCACUCGGUGUGUGGAGUCUGUGCUCCGAAGACAGUGAUCUGGAUGAGAAUUCUGGGAUUCUGGGUUUUAAACUGGAGGAUCUCACAGAUGUUCAGGUGAUGGCGCGACUGCAGGAGGAGAGUUUACGUCAGGAUUUUGCCACAACCUCCUCUUCCUCAUCUGUUAAUAACCGACACAGCAGCAGUUUUUCCUUUCAGUUCAGCCAGUGGAGCGAGUCACACCUGGAUGAGGAGGAUGAUGAUGAUGAUGAAGAUUACGGUCAGUUGCCACCACCACAGCCGCGUCUGAGUCGUGCUGGAGCCGUUCAACGCGGUUUACUGCACUCGCACACGUUCAGCAGCAUCAGAGACUGGACACGUGGCUCCUCAUCACCCUCCACCCCCACCGCACCCAUCACACCACAAACCACCCCAACCACCCCAGUGUACUCGCACGAGCAGACCGGCCUCAGGAGCAGCUCAGAUAAGUUGAGGAGGAGUAUGCCCAACCUGCUGCGAGCUGCGAGCGUGACCAGUGUUCCGAUCCCGGCCAGUCAGAUGACUUCAUCUCCGUCCAUCCGCAACAGUCAAAGCUUUGAUUCAUCCAGCACACUGACGAGACUGCAGACCGCUAUUCCGUCUCCUGCACAGCUGCAGAAUCGUGUUCAGAGUGUUGGAAACUUCUCGUCACGUCCGACUCUGAAAGCCACCGCAUACGUCAGCCCGACCAUCAAGGGUUCAUCACUCAUGACAUCAUCAGCCAGUUUACAGUCUCUGUCCAGCAGUAAGAUGAGCGGAUCACAGAUACCAGCACGCAGUGGACUGCCACGACCUGCAUCCUUCAUAGCGACCGGCUCCAACCGCAGCAAACUCAACACACCUGUGCGCAGUUUGCUGACGCCACCAAAGAGUCUGGCGACGCUGAGUGCGCUGCGUGAUGGAAGCUGGCGUGACGGCUGUUACUAGCAGCGGUGAGAUGUGGGUCAGUCAGGGUUUAACUGGAAUAAUGAAGCGGCUGGUAAACUGGAUGGGUGUCGAGCUCCCUGCUGGUCAGGGUUGUUCACUAUCACCAAGUGUUCUUGACGAGGGUCACUGACGCUGGUGCUGUGUGUGUGUGAAUUAUAAGAGCUUCCUGUUUAUAUAAGGGCCUUUCAGAGCAGAAAUGAAUUCUGUAUGCAAAAAUAAACACCGCUCUUCUUAUUUGUGUGAAUGAAGCUUUAUCAUAGUUACAACUGAAUCACAGACAUGUGAAAUAAACGCACUGCACCUCAAAGCAUCAUGUAUUGUACAUUUAGAGAAUUGAGCGAUUAGUUGAUUCCCAAAAGAGGAAAUGCAAAAUAUGCUGCUAAACAAAUCGAGCUGAAACAAAAGAACUUGUCAUGGUUUCUACGAUUGUCUAAAUUCGGAAUAUUAUUCUAAUACCGUAUUUUUGUGAUUUCAAAAGGUUUGAACCAAAUUUCAACAUGUUUUUAACAAUGUACAGGUGCAUAACUCUUUCAAUGUGAAUAUGUUUGUAUGAUUAAUAUUCCUUUUUAACUUGAUAAUAAAUGACAAACUCAUUAUGUGAGAUGAAAACACUGAUACUGUUCGUUUGGACCAAUUGCUGCACCAUUUGUAAAGAUGUUUCAAUAAAUGGAUGUUUUGAUUUAUUGUUAUUAAUUUGGUGUUGCACUUUCACUCUUAAAGUUUUUAUUGUUUUGUUGAGUUCGUUCUGCACUGGAAUAAGGAUGAAUUUCAUUGGCCACAGAUGUAGCAUUGUACUUAUUUAAACGUUUCUCAAGUUGUUUUAGUUGUUUGUUUUAUUUUGUAAAAAUGUAUUUCCUAUUAUGUAAAAAACAUUUAAAAGAUAAUUCAUUUUAUUUAUUGCACAUUAUUUCUGUACAUGCGUCACCUUUAUCACUGAUAUUUUAA